This is a messenger RNA of Paramecium sonneborni, 10429 nucleotides long. The record is from the annotation of a GenBank genome assembly. Lineage: Eukaryota; Ciliophora; Oligohymenophorea; Peniculida; Parameciidae.
AUGUAGUAUAAUAUUAUUGAAUAAAAUCAAAUAGUUGUCACAGUAAGAGAUCCUACUGUUAAUUAAAAUCAAGAAGAAUUUGUUAUUUACAUAGUUGAAGGAUAAGAUUAAAAAGGUAAUUUCUAGAAUUAACAUCGUUUUCGUGAAUUUUAUUAAUUAAGAUCAUUACUUCUACAAAAAUGGUAGUAUUGCUAUAUACCUGCAUUACCGUCAAAAGUUAUUUAGGUAUGAAAUUUUUAUCUAAAGUUAGGGAAAUUUGAGUUAAUAAUUGAUCUAUUAAAGAUUAGUAAUGCUAAAUCAUUUUAUGAAAUAAUUAUCUCAUUUUUAAUUUUUGUGGUAUUCUCAAGAAGUUUAAAAUUUCUUGCGAUCAGAUAAUGUUUAGGAAAGUAAUCCUAAUCAAUAGCUAGAGAACUAUGCUGAUUGUUUAAUUUCAACUUUUCCAAAUUUUGUAGAAAAUGCCAUAGAUUAAUAAAAUGAAACAAAAAUAGACUAAUUUUCUCUUUUUAUAUAAAAUGUUACUCCAAUAUUACUAAAUUACAAAAUUAUCAUGAAAAACAAAAUAAAUAAUAAGUAAAAUUAUUAUUCUAAUAAAUAGCAAAAUUUAUUUUGAGUAAAUGAAUAUUUUUAAAAAUUUUUUUAUACCUGAAUAUGAGGUAUUAUCUGGUUUUGACAUUUAGUAAUAAAGAAAUCGAUAAUCAAGCAAUAUAUUUUCAGAUUUUCAAAAUAAUUACGAUUUAAGUGAUACUGAAAAGUAAUUCUAUAUCAUGUAUAUUUAGAUUAAAAUAGAAUUAAAGGAAUUUUAAGUAAAAAUAAAUAAUUAAAUAUAUUAGGUUUUAAUUGAAUUAAUUUAAUAAAGAAAAUAAUUGCAAUUAGAGAUUCAAUCUUUGAAUGAAUAACUCAAAAAUUAAGUUAAAUAUGUUUCUGAAAUUUAAAAUAAUGGUUUAAAUAUAAUCAUGAAAUUUUUAACAACAAAAGAAGAGGAAAUAGAGAAAUCAUUAUAAAAAUUGAAAUAAGUGAUUUAUUUUAAUACUAAGAUAGUUUGAAAAAGAACUGACAAUUAAGGUUUCUAUUUAUAAUCUAAUUACAAAUAAAUUGGCUUCUGAUGUUUAAUUUUUAAAAAAGAUUUUUUCAGAGAAUUAUAACUAAGUAAUUAAGAAUAUGAGUUAAUACUUUUAACAAAAUGCCUAAAAUGUAUAAAUUAAAUGUAUUAUUAGAGUAUUUCUUAUUAUUAAAAUCUAUUAUAAUAAAUAGAAAAUUAAGGUCUUUGAAAUUAACUAAAAAAAUAUAAUUUAUUAAUUUAAUUUAUUUGUAUUCCGCAUCUGAACUAAUAAUGUACAACAACUUCUUCGAACCACUUUUUGAGAAAACUGAUAUAAAUAUUAUCAGUAAUAAAGUAAUUAAACUUUAUAUAUUUAGAUAUUAUUUGAUAUUGGUGAGUUUAUUGCUGAGCAAUCAGAUGAAAAUCUCAAAAACCUUUAAUGUUCCCUAACUUUAUUAAAUUAUUGUUUAGAUAUUAAACCACUUGCUUAAGAAUUAUUCAAUAACUAAAAUUUAAAAACCAAAUUAGAGUUAGCCAAAGUGAGAAUUCCCUAAUUAGAUUAAAUGAUUAAAUAAAUUUUGGAUAAGGCUUCGUUUAAUGAGUAGGAAGAGUAAUAAUAAUUUGAUAUUUCAAUAAUAACAAAGAUAAAUGAUCUAAAGAUUGAAUAUUUUUAAUAAUAUUUAAGGAUCCUUAGAAUUUACAUUCUCUAUCAUGAAUAAUUACAAUAGAUUUUUAGUUUAGAUGAUGAAGCUCUUACAAUUUAAUUAUCUAAUUGGUUGUAAAGCUUGAUCACAAUUUUGGCAGAAUCCAAUUAGGAAAAUAAAGACAGAAUAUUAGAUAUUAUAACAUAUAUAAUUAGAUAAUAAUUAGAAUUGAUUAAGCUACUAUUCCAAUUAAAUAUUUUGCCAACACUCUUUUAAUUUUUAGAACAAGGUUAAUCAGUAGUGAGAUCUCUUGUUUUAUUAAGAGAUAUGCUUGAAUAUAAUCAACUGCUUCAAUAAUAAAUAAAUCAGAAAGAAAUAAUAGAUUUAAUGAAAGAUCUUACUUCAAAAAAAAAAGAUCAAAAAUCAAUAUUAAUAUUGAUUUCCUAGAUUUUAAAUACAAUUAAUUAUUAAAGUGAAGAGAAACAAAUAGAAUUAUAAAUUAAUGAAGAUACAAAUUCAGAAUUUAUUACUUAAACUAUUGAACAAAUUUGUCUUUAAGCAAUAUGCAAUUAACUCUAAUAUAAUAGCUAAUUAUUUGAUCAAUUAUUAUUUGCCUUGUAGAAUAUAACUUUAAGUGAAUAAACUCUUAUUUCUAUGAAUUAUAUAUUUGAUAAAAUGAUCCAAGAAUUAAAUCAAAAUUAAGUAAAACAAUUAGUAAAUGUUGUUGUAAAUUUACUAACUUAAAAAUUAGAUUAGUAGUUAAAUGUGACAUAAUAGGUUUAUUUAGUUUAUAUUCAUUUAUUAGUCACAAUAAAUUAACAUUUUAGAUCUUUUAUUUAAAUUGAACAAAUUUAAAUUUUGAAAUAAUAUCAUUCAGAAGAUGUUAAAAUUAUGAGGUAAAUUUAAAUAUUUAUUAUGUAGAUAAUUAGAUGAAAUAACUAGAUUUAAUAAUAAAGUUUAUAAGAAAUUUAAAGAUACCAAUUUAAUUUAAUAAUCAGGAUUUAUGACAUAAUCUAUAAGGUAGUCAAUGAAAAGUCAAGAUUCAUAAUCAUCUGAAGGAAAGGAUUUUGAAUCUGUUUUAGAUUAAAUUAUUUAUGUAAAUUUAAAACAGGGAAAAUUAGAAAAAAUUAUUUCUUGUCUUGUUGAUAUAUAUUAAAUCACAAAAGAAAACCCUGAAAUUCUAUAUAAAUAUCAACACGAUAUAAUAGAACUAUAUUUAUAAUAUCCAACCAAUCAGAUUGUUAUAAAUUAUACAAAGAUGAUAUUGUCUUAAUUAGAUUAUAAAUCCUUAAUAUUUAAUUUUUUUGAAGAUAUAGAAUAAUUGGAUAUUCAUCAAUAAUUAUAAUUUUUAGCUGCUUUUUCAUUAUUUUCAUAAACUAUAGAAUAAUAUCAUAAAAUUAUUAUGAAAUAAAUAACUAAUUGGAUUUUAAUUAGGAUUGAUUAAAGCUAAAUUAAAUCAUUAUUGGUUAUUUGUUUUAAUCUUAAUUUGACUUAAAGAUAAUUAUCAAAUUAUUUUUUAAAAUAAUUAAAUAAAUAUGAUGAUGUUUAACUUGAUAUCCCACUUUAUUCUGUUUUAGCAAGAUAGGAAAAAACAUUGGAAAAAGAAUUUUUAAAUGAACUAAUUCAAUAAUAUGAAUCAAAUGUUCGAUAUGAUAUUUCAAUAGAGAACAUUUCCUCAGUUAAUUUGUUAAGAUAUAAAAGUUUUGGUGAAUUAGUAAUAAUGACAAAAGAUUUUGAAGUAAUUUAAUAAUUUAAUAAAUCUAUUGCUAUUGAUUUAUAAGAAAUCACUUAUAUUUAAUGCUUAAUAGUAUGUGAUUUAUUGCAUUUCUAAUUUCUAACAAAUUCAUUAAAUGAUUAAUAAAUUUUGAGGGUAGUAAAUGAAACGAAUUUGAUUUCUUUAUUAAUUAAAGUUCUAUCUGAUAAUUAAAUAGAGAAUAAUUAUGAAAUCACUCAGUAAUCAAAAUUAUUGUAGUUCUAUUUAAUUUAAGCUUUAGAAAUUGCCGAAAUAAUUUUAAAGUAAGAAAUCUUAAAAACCUUAAUCAAGGAAUAAUAAUUUAUUUAAAAAUUUUAAUAAAAUUUGACUUUACAACUCUAAAGAAUAUUAAAUUAAAAAUAAAUGAAAGAUGAAUAGCUUACAUUAAAAUAUAUGGCUUUAAUUACAAUUAUUUCUUAAUAAAAUGAUCUAUUGUAGAAUUUAGAGUUUAAAUCUUUGACUUAAAGUCUGUAAAAGCUAUUGUUCUACUUUAAAGAAGAUAACAUUUCUAUUUAAUUUGUUGAAGCAAUCCUUAAUUUAUUCAAAAUUUUAUUUUAAUGGAAUAAAGCAAAAACUUAUUAUAAAAUUUAAUUUUUAAAGGAUAAUAUUUUUUUAGAUUUAGGAUUAAAGUAUUAAUAAUAAAAAGAGAUGAUUAAAUAAAUUUUAAUUUUAUUAGUAGGAUAAGAAUAAUAUGAGUAAUAAUAUGCAAUGAAAUUUGAAUAGAUAAAAUAAAAAUAAAUGGAAAAUGAAAAAAAAGAUGAUUAAAAAUUGUUUUAAGAUAUAGCCAGUGAAUUUAUAAAUAAUAUUCUUUCUGAAAGUCUUACAAAAUCAAGUUUAGAAGAGCAAAAGAAAUAAUAAAAUUUAAUUGAAAAAUAAUAAAAACAAAUAGAAAAAUAAUAAUAAUCUUCAAGUAGUUCAAGUUCAUCAUCCUCAGAAGAUAAAAAGUAAGUAAAUUAAAUAAAGGUUGUUACUAAUUUGAAUGAGGAAGAAACAGGAAUAAAGAUUAAAUUAGAAUAGAAAAGACCUUCAAGUAGUCAAUCAAGUAAUUCUUAAAAAGAAUCGAAUAAGAUUAAUUUUGUUAUUGAUAAAUAAUUUGAUGAAGAUUAAUUUAAAGAUUAAUUACAUUAGGAUAUUAAUAUAAACUAAGAAAAUUCUGAUAGAUCAUCAAAUUCUUAGAAUCUUAUCAAAAAAGAAAAAGUUAUAAAUGCUGGUGAAAUUCAUAAUAAAAUGAAAAAGAAAAGAAAUUCAUCAUCAUCUUCAUCAUCUUCAUCUUCAUCAUCAUCCAAAAAAAGUUCUAAAGGGAAAGAUUAAUUUGAAUUUAAAUUAGAGACAAAAGAAAAUGAAUUUAAAAUUUAGAUGAAUAACGAAGAAGUUAAUUUUUAAGCAACUUUUGAAAUUCCAAAAUUAGUAGAAUAAGAUGGAAGUUAAAAUAAUUAAUUAUAAUAAGAAGAUGAAAAUGAAGAAUAAAGAUAACCUAGUGUAUUAAAAUAAAUGAUGGCAUAAUAAGAAGAAGUUGCAAAGAUAUAAGAUAAAUAAAUUGAUACUAAAUUAAAACUAAAAUUAUUGAAAGAAAAGAAAUAAUAAUUAGAAUAAGCAAAAUUAAAAAAAUAAGAAGAAGAUAAAAUUAAAUUAGAACUAGAAGAAAAAAAUAGAAAAGAAGAAGAAAAUAAAGUUAGAUUAGAAUAUGAAGAAAAAGUUAAAUAGGAAUAAUUAUAAAAAUUGAAAUAAGAACAAGAGGAAUAGUAAAGAUAACAAUAACUUGAAAAAAUUAGAUUAGAAUAAGAAGAAAAAUUAAGGUAAGAACAGCAGGAAUUGUUCCGAAUAGCUCUUUUAGAAAAAGUUAAGAGAGAAGAAGAAGAAAGAGAAAGAGAAAGAAAAGAAUAAGAAGAAAGGGAAAGAUAAGAAGAGUUAAUUAGAAUUUAAAAUUAGGAAUAAAUUCGAUUAUAAUUAGAAGAAAUUCAAAGAAAGAAAAAGGAAUAAGAAGAUUUAUAAAUAAAAAUAGUUGAUAUCAGAUCAGAAUAACAAGAUGACAAAAUAGUUUUUGAAAUAAAUUAAAAUCAAUAAACAUCUAAAGUAUAGGUAACAAAUAAUCCAGAAGUUUCUAAAAAUACAUUCUCUUAUUAUUAUGGAUUAAAUUCUUCUAAUAAUUAAGACCAAGCAGAAUAACCUGAAAAAGAAAGAGCCUUAAGGGCAUCAUUUUUGACAGAAUCAAAUUAUGGAUCUUAAAAAAACUAAGAAUUUUAAAUAGAAUAUACUAGUUUAGCAUAAGAUUAAAAAAUAAAUUUAUUAGACUAAAAAAUAAAUUUAUUAGAUUAAAAAAUAAAUUUGGAAAAAUAAGAGUUAUAAAUUAAGUAUGAUCCAUCUAAUGUAGUAUUAUCUAAGAAUGAAUAAAGAAACUUAGAAAUAAAAGAUGAUGAAUUAUUUUUAUCAUCUUAAAUGAUAAAAGAUGCAGUAUUAUAAGUAGAUAGAGAAAAUGAAAAUAUAUAACCCUAAGCUGCUAUUAAUGUUGUAUCUACUAAUUAUUAGAUAUCUAAUAAAGACAAUGAGUAUAAAUAAGAUCCAUUAAUUGUAUAAACAAUGAAUCUAGAAAUUCAAUAAUAAUAAUUUAAAUUAUAAGAUUAUCCUUAAUAUUAAGCUCCUGUAAACUAAUAACUUUAAAAUAAUUAAGAAUUAGAAAAACCAUUACUUAUUACUACAUUAGUUACCUCUUAAGAAAAAGAUAAAUAUAUUGAAGAAGUGUAAGUUUAAAAAGAUAAAUAAAGAAGUUCUAGUAGCUCAUCUUCAUCUUCAGAUGAUAAAAAAGUAGGUAAAGAUAAAUAAUAACAACAUAUUGGUAUGGAAGUAGGAAAGACAAUUAUUGAAACAAAAAUUAUUGAAAGAGGUAUGAAAGUAGAAUAAUAAAAAUAAAAAGAAUCAGAUGAAAAAUUGAAAAAAGCAGAACUAAAAUAAAAAUUAGAAGAAGAGAAAAAACAAAAAGAAAUUCUUAAAACAUAAAAAUUAGAAGAAGAAAAAUAAAAAAAGGAAGCAGAAAAACAAUAAAAAUUAGAAAAUGAAAGAUUAAAAAAAGAAGCAGAAAAAUAAAAGAAAUUAGAAGUAGAAAGAUUAAAAAAAGAAGCUGAAUAAAAAAAGAAGGAAGAAGAAAAAUUAAAAAAAGAGGCUGAAAAAUAAAAGAAGGAAGCAGAAAAAAUAAAGAAAGAAUAAGAUAAAUAAAUAAAAAAAGAAGUUCAAAAAGAAGUUGUUAAAGAUAUAUUAAUAUUAGAUGCUGUAAAACAUAUAAAUUAGGAUAAAUAAGAGGAAGAAAUGGAUUCUAAAACAAAACUUAAAAUGUUGAAAGAACAAAAGAAAAUUGAAGAAGAAAAAACUAAAUAAGAUUAAAUAAAAUAAGAAAUGUUUUUUUAAGCUUAAAGUUCUUUAAUAGUUGCUGAGGCUGCAAAUUAAUAAUAAGUUAAAAAGCAAAAAUAAAAUGAUAGAUCAUCGUCUUCAUCAUCUUCCUCAUCUUCUUCUAAAAAAUCAAAUGACAUGAACAAAGAAUAAAAACAUGAUUUUCAAAUAGAAGUAUAAAAGAAUAGUGAAGAUGACUAUAAAAAUUAAAAUAAAAUUGAAUUUUAAAUAACCUAAAAUUAAUUUAAUGAUUAAUAAAAAAAUUAAUCUGUUUUAGAAGUAAAAGUAAAUUAAUAAUAAAUUCCUAAAGAAAAUUUAGAAAUUAAAACUUAAUAAAUCUUAGAAUAAGAAAUUAUUAUUAAUUCUGUUUUAAAAAACAAUUAAUAGCAAAAUAUUUAGAAUAAAUAAAAUUAAAGAUCAAGUUCAUCUUCAUCAUCAUCAUCAUCAGAAAAGAUAAAUAAUAAAUCUAAAUAAAUAGAAACAAUUCUAGUUACAACUGAAAUAUAAAAAAAUAUUAAUCCAAAAAAUGAUUCAAAUGAAAUAAAUAAUAUCAAAAUAAGAGAUUAAGAGAUCAUAGUAAAUAAAAAUAUAUCAGUUCAAAAGGCGAGUGAAAAUGAAAAUUAAUAUUAAAUACCAACAUAAAUAAAAUAACAAACUUUUUCAUCACAUUCACCAUAAGAACCUGAAUUUUAAGUAUAAUUUGAACAAUAGUAAAAAUCUUCAGAUUUACAAAAAGCUGAAUUAUUGAUUGGUGCUGCAAUAAUUACUAAUAAAGUUGAUGAAAGAAUAAAAGAAGAUAAAAAGAAUUAGAAUUAGUAAUUGGAAUUCAAAGCACAAUAAUAAUUAAAAGCCCUUGAAUAAAAUGAAUUUAUAGUUUAACCUAAUAUAAUAGAGGAAAGUAGAUAAAUAUAUGAAGAAAAGAAUAUCAACUAAGUUAAAUCAUAUAAACCUAAAUAAUCAUCAAGUUCAUCAUCGAGUGAUGAAGAAAAAUAAAAUUUUCAAUAAUAAUAAAAAAGUUCUUAUGAAAAACCAAAGGAAAAAAGUAAAGUUGUUAAGUCUGUAUUUACAGAGGCAUUAAUUCAAGAGAAAUAGAAAAAAAAUUAAAAGGAAUCUUAAUCAUAAUAACCCAUUUUUAUUGAGUAAGAUAAAGAACAAAAAUAAAAUACUUUAGAUAAUUAAAUAAUUUUAACUAAGAAACAAGAAGCUUAUAAUUAUGAUGAUUUAGAAAAUAUUGCUAGUGUCGGAAUUUCUAAAAAUGAUGAAAUAUAACAAAAGCAAGAAAGUUAUGUAUUUGAAUAUGCAAAUGCUAACAAAGUAUUUAAUUAAGCAGAAAAUUAAACAUCAGAAUUUUAAACUUAACAAGAAGUAGGCACUUUUUAUUCAAUGGAAAGCUAAAGAAUUAAUAAUUUAUAAAAAUUAGAAGAUUAAGAAUUAAAAAUAAAUUUAUAAUUUGAAUAAGUUUAAGAUAGUUAACGUACUGCAGCAUUCAAUUUAGAAGUUGAAGAAGCAAAUAAGUAGAUGUAAAUAGAAUAUGGAGUAUAAGAAAAGAAAAUAGAAUUUGAAAAAACUAAUAAUCAGAUUAUGAAUCCAGAAAGUUAAUAAUUUUAAUAAAUAUAAGUUACUGAAGAUAGAUAAUAUAUUUAUUAAUAGUAGGAACAAAGAGUUUAAUAAUAAAAUGAAUUUAAUAGCAAUGUUUAAAAAAGUAUUAAUUAGGAUUAUGAAUAAAAUCAAUAGAAUCAAUUUUAAAAUUAAUAACCUAAUGUAGGAAAAUGGUAAAUAGUUGUAUUAUCUGAUAUUCUCUAAGCUUUAUAAUUAAUACUAUAAAAUGAAUAAAAUUAUGGUAGACUACCAGGAGUUCUCAAAUAAUUUAGAUAAUUGAUUUAAAACGAAAAAGAUGCUAAAGAUUGUCAUUAAUUAGAUAUUACAAAUUAAUUGUUAUUUCUAUAUUCAUAAGCAAAUUAUUAAACAUAUAGGAUGGAUUUAGAGGAAUGCUUAUUGACAAUAUUUAAGUAUCAAUAAGUAUUGAAUGAUUGUGAAUCACUAAUAAGAUGGUCAGAUUUAUAAAUUGCAAGAAUUAAUAUAAAUUUAGUAAGAAUUUUGAUAACAGUUAAAGAUACUAAAUUUAUGAAAAAUAGAAUGAUUAAUUAAAAAGAUAUAAUCAUACUUGUCAAUUAUUUAGAAGAUUGUUGGGAUGAAGAAUUAGUAUCUGUAAUUUUAAUAUGUCUAGAAGGUUAUUGCUAAAAUUCAAAAUGUGCAUAAUUACUCUAUUAAUAUGAAAUCAUUAAUCAUAUAAAAAAGUGGAUUCAAAAAUUAUAAAAAGAAUGUUUUUUACUUAUAGGAUCUUUAUGUUUAUAUAAUUUUGCACAAAAGGAAUUUAAUGAUCAAUCAAUCCAUUUGGUUGUUAAUAAAUAUAUUAAUAAUUAAAAUAUUGAAAUCAAAGAAAAUGUCUAUUAUGCUUUAUCAUGUUUAUGUUAUUAAAAUAAGGAAGUCUAAUAAUAAUUAUUAGACUCAGAUUUAUUAUUUAUUAUUUUGAUUGAUUUAGAAUAAAAGACAGAACCGAAGCUUAUUGAAAUUGCAGCAUAAUUAUUAACAAAUGUUUUAUAUAAGAUGGAAUAGUAGAAAGUUGAAUUUAGAGUUCUGAUAUCUUUAUUUAUAAAAUAAUUGUAGAUUUAAAGUAAUACAAAUACUUUGAAAUGGAUUUUAAGAUGUUUAUAAACUUUAUGUCUUUCAAGAUCUAAUUCUUUAAUAUCAAUAUCAGAAUCUAUAUUUGAUAUAUUAAAGAAAUUCUAACAAAACAAAAUUCUUUUGAGAGAUCUUUUGUAAUUAUAUUCAACAUAUUCUGCUUAAUAACUACUUCCUGCUGAAUAAGUAAUUGUAGUGAAAUUUAUAAUAUAAAAUAAUAAAGAGGAUUCUGUAAUCAUUGAAAAGAGCAUCACAGUGUUAAAUUUAUCAGUAAAAUAAUUUUCAAAAAAGAUUUGUACUUUAGAUAAUUUAUAAAUAUUUACAUAAUUGAUUGAAUAAUAUAAACAAAAUGAAAGAGUUAUUAGUUUAAUUUUAACUUUAAUAUAGAAUUUAGCUUGUGAUAAAGAUAAUCAUGCAACAAUAAAUAAAAGUGUUGUUUACAAUGCUCUUGAAUUUUUUUAGGAUAAUCAAUAAAUUAAUCAUUUUUCAUAAAAAAUCAAAACAAUAAUUUCAAAUUAAUAAAAUUAGGGUGAAAAGAUUUAACCUUUAAUGAAAUAAAUAAUUUUAGAUAAUCCUGCUGAUAAAUUGGCUCGAGGAUUUCCUAUUUUAGUUUUUACUUCAAUGUCAGAAACAAAAAUAGGAUAUUUAAAGAUAUUACCAUCAAAUGAACUUUUCUUUUAAGAGAAUUCUGGAGAUAUUAAAGAAAAGUAUAGAAUUAAAUAAGUAAUUGAUAUGAAUUUUUCACCAAAUUCAAAUUCAGGAGAAUAUCGAUUAUAUAAAGGUUCUAGAUUUUUCAAUAAAGAUCUUUUCUUUACAAUAAGAGGAAAGCAUAAUAAAAAAUUCAACACCAUAUCUGGUUAAGCUUUAUUAAUUGAACAAAAAUUAGAAAUAGUAUCAAUUUUAGAGAUUUUAUUUGCCAAAGUAACUUGA